GCCGAAUGUUCGGACUUGUACUCUGCUGAGUGGGCGAAGGAACAUGACUCAAUAUAUGGACAUGCAUCAGCAGACCCACUCUUCGUGUCGCUCAUACUAGCCUCGCAUAUCUUCUCCCAAAUUCCAAGGCGCAAACUCGCAGCUCUUCCUCUCGACUCAGUCUCGCAUUUGCUUGCCUGCGCCAUCUGGCAAGCUUUUCGGGGUGGAAGCAUUUUCUCGCAAUUCUUGAGCAAUGUUGCGGUAGACAAUGCAGGCAGGGUAGUGCUUGAUUCUCUGGGAAAUGCGACCACCAUUCUCAAAGUCACUGGCGACCCGCUAUACGGCGCCCUGCCAUCCUUGUGCCGCUUUCUAUCCCUCACCCUGACCAUGCCCCUCUCGACCUCGAAAGCGGACUUGUCUCCAGUACAAAUUGUCCUGAAUAUUUUUGACGAAGUUGCCGCUCAUGCGGACUUGCUUGCCUUGCUUGACUCCAAGUCCAACGACGACAUCGCACCUUCCGCCCGACCCGUCAUCACCGACUUCUUCACCGUCGUGAAGACACUGCUUUUCUGCAUCGUCAUGGUUGCGGACGCGGUCAUGGCGCAUGUGGUAUACGUGCGGCCCGGUAGUGCUAUAGCGGCCUCUCCUGCUCCAUCCACCACUCCAACCUCACCCCAUACCGCCCUUGCCUUCACCCUCCUACGCACGCUCGCCCGCCUCUCUCCCGCGAAGGCGACCUUUCCUGAGCUUGCGCGCGCCUUCUAUGCUGCCCUGGAUGUAAUUGCUGCGGAUGAUAGAGGCGCUGCGGAUGCAUUGGUGCGAGGGAUUGCGAGGGGAAUCGUGAUCGGUGGAGUUGAGCGAGCCGAUGACUUGGGCAAGCCUGCGACCUCGAGCUCAAGGCAGAUGUCGCCUGCCAGUCCUUCGCACACCGCAUUCGCACUAUCAUGCGUCGAGCAGCUCGUGCCAGUCCUCAGUCUGGGCGCGGUGGAGGAGGCGUGGGGGUUUGUAGCGCAGUUUCUGUCCUCACCCACCCCUCGCGCCCCCUACGAAGCCGCGCACUCCGCCGCGCUCGCCCUCUUCGACGCGUACGCUCCGGCUGAAGGCGACGUCAAUAAGAGGGAAGAGAAGGCGGAGCAAAUCGCCUAUGUCGCGCGCUUGGUGCCGUAUUAUGCACAGUGUCUGAUCGAGAACUCCUCCCCCUCCCACCUUAGCCUCGCCCAGCUACGGCAUGCGUACGCGAUGGUAGUGCGCUGCGCAGGCGCGCAUGACGACGCGCUGGCGAUGUACUGUGUGCAGGCGUUGCUGGAUGCGUUGUGCGAAGGCGAGGCAAGCGAGGUUGGCACGAUGCAGCGCGAAGCUGUACACAAACAGCGCCUACGCCUCACGCUGGCGUCGACUAUCUCUUCGUUGCCGACUUCCUUACUUCCGCAAGUUCUGGAUGAGCUCAGGAAGCUCGCAAUGCACUCGUCCGACGAUUCCUCGGUAACCACCUUCACCAUCGAAGAACGCGUCGCUCUUCGGGACGCCAUCUUCGAGGAGAUCACCGAGAAGGUUGGCAACGCAGGGAAGGAAAUUGCAGUACGCUGGUGGUACGCGAACCGGGAUGUGUUUCCGCCCGUGGGGUUGGAGAAAGGGAAGGGAGCAGAGGGGAAGGGAAAGGGCAAAGAGGAGAACAAGUUGCUUGCGCAGCUGUGAUGCUGCUGAAUAUGUGGUUGCUUGGGGAGCACAAGUGACCGAUGCCCUUGGCAUCCUGUGAAUGCGCAAGCUUCCUCUUCGAGUCUUCCCGUGUACUUCGACGAAGAUCAUAAACAAUUGUGGCCACGCGACCAAUUCCAGAGAUGCGACUUGUGAGGUG
Molecule: messenger RNA, 1834 nt
Organism: Schizophyllum commune H4-8
Lineage: Eukaryota; Fungi; Basidiomycota; Agaricomycetes; Agaricales; Schizophyllaceae
Exons: 6
Coding region: 367-1674 (435 amino acids)
Source: RefSeq, a predicted model, not a curated record